UGUUUCAGAUGCCAGUUUGUAAGUGAGUUCCAGUCGCGAGCAGGACUUCAGGCCCAACUGAGUCGCUACUGAACUGGUGGGAGAUUUUGUGUGGUCGACUGAUCGUACAAACGUAACAGGCUCGGCCGGGCCCUCAAACGGGAUCUGAAACAUAAUCGACAGAAACUACUAGCCUUAGUUAGUCCAGACGGACGCGGAUCGCAAUGGAGUAUCUCAAAUCUUUGGCGGAGGGCUAUCGGAUGCCCGAUUUAAAAAAACUGUGGUACGCGAUGGAUCAGACAGAUUCCGGCACCAAGGAGCAACCUUCCAUAUUUGUUCAGAUGGAAUCCAUUCUGGUCCAAGUUCAAGAAGUUUUGCUGUGGAGCAAUGUGCAUCGUUCAGCCGCCUUUGGAUGUGGAAGUGUGUUGGGCUUUUGUUAUUUCUACUACUCUAGUGCGUCCUCGAUCAGCUGGAUCAUGUGGAGCAUCUUGGUGGCAUUCGUGGGAUCCACGUGGAUCAACAGAAUCUGGCCAGAGAUCCGAGUGGAACCAUCCCCGGAUCAAACCCCAGACGCCGAGAAAUUCACACCCAUCAACCCAUCUUGCUACAGUGGGCCUGAAGUUGAGACCAUGGUGAAAGCCUUCACUGCCAAGGGUUGGGAUCUUUGGCGACGAAUGUGGGACAUGCGGACUCAGACUCCGGGCAAAUUCUGUAGUGUGACCUGUGGACUCUUCCUCAUGAUCUGGAUGAUUGGAUCAUGGGUGUCCUCGUUUACCUUGGGGCUCUCGCUCAUUCUCGCGAUGUUUACCAUUCCAAAGCUCGUACAGGAGUACCUGAAAGAUCCCGAGGCCAUGCCGAUCAUUCAUCAAAUCGUGCGGUUCAUGGAACCUUUUUUAGGUUAUGUUGGGCUUGGUCCCACCCAUGACGAGAUCGAUGGAGGCCAGACAAGGGAGAUUGCCGAGCCCGAGGUCGAAAUGAAAGCUCAAAACAUGCUGGAGUCCUCACCAAUGAUGCUUGCUUCGUCCUACCUCAAGACGCUCCAAGCUAAAGUAAACGAAGUUAUGCAAGAGCCACACACUGAAGAAGAACUUAUGCCAAUAAUCGAUGACCAAGAGGGCCAAACAGUUUUGGAAGCUGCCUCCAAUGAGACUGAAGAGGAAAACGACGAUGACCCUGAAGAGAAGUUGAGGCCAACACAAGGCCAAGCUGAAGAUUCGCUUCUUCCCUCCUUGGACACAAUUCCGAGCCCCGAGGAAUUGGAUGUGGAGUCGGAACCAAACUCCUUACUGGAGGAGGACUUCCUUCCUACCCAGGCAAUUUGUCUCGAAGCAACAAACCAGAUACCAAACACGCCCCACCUGCAAAUCGACCAAGAUAAAAGCUCGCCCUUGGCGAUACCGCCACCACAAUCUGUAGAGGACUCGGAAGUCCCAGAUUAUUCAUCUUCCGAUGAAGAAGAGCUCCCAAUGUCAGUGUCCAAAGAAUCUUCAACAACCGUGGGCGAACGUGCACCAUUGGAAAACCAAGCUGUGAUGUUAUCUCAAGCCAUGCGAGAAGACUCUAUUCCGGAAUCGUCUUCAUCCGAGGAUUCCAAGGAUGACGAAUUCGAGCUGAUCACGGAGGAGGAGCUGAAGAACGUGGACCUUCUCCAAUGAAAACGACAACAAAUCCUCCUCCUCCUCCUCUUCCUCCUCCUGACAUGUACUACUUUGCAUUACCAGUAUUGUUCGGAGUAAAUCCAUGAACAAAACAUUGUCAUUAAAUUUCUAGAAAAGAAGAAAACAGAAUAGCUUUUGGUGCUCUUGACCGCAUAUCUAAAAAAAUGGGCGUCUACUUUUUGCCUUCAGGGAUUUUUUUCUUAUCUUUCUGGAGAAUGAAUCCCUUGCCAAGUAUAAUAAACCACGUUCAAAAAUGUA
Tigriopus californicus is the source of this 1895-nucleotide messenger RNA. RefSeq names its product reticulophagy regulator 3-like. The record is from RefSeq and is a predicted model, not a curated record. Lineage: Eukaryota; Metazoa; Arthropoda; Copepoda; Harpacticoida; Harpacticidae. The transcript has 5 exons. Gene Ontology annotation, biological process: reticulophagy. Bases 204 to 1634 code for a protein of 476 amino acids.